AUGACCGUUGGUUCUCUGGCUGCAGGCGGCAAGGGAUGCGCAUCUCAUCAACCAAGAACCGAAAUCCGCAUCCACGCGCAUUCAAUUAUCUUGGCGAGUUGCUCCGAGAUGAUGCGCUCCUGGCUAAGCCGCUGGAGCGACCGUCAUUCCGACGAUGAGGAGCCCGAUGCGGACGGCGACGAGCUAGACACUUUCCCGCAGCUCGACUCUUCCGCCUCCCACCUGUCUCUCGACGGCGUGGAGGAGGAUGAGGAGCUGCUGACGUGUAUGCUGCUGGCGGACAGGUGGCUCCUCCCGGAUUGCGUGUCCGCCUGCGCCGCCCGUCUGCAGGCCACCCCGGCCGGCAGUCUGUGCUGGCGGGUGCGGGCGGCGCUGCUGGCGCUGCCGCUGGGGCUGUCCGCCGCCAGCCCCCCCGUGGCGCAGCUGCAAGCCCGGGCUGAGGCCUCGUUGAUGCGGGCGUUCAGGUGUCCCGAGCUGAUUUUGGAGGACGCGGAUAACUGGCGGCUGCUGCUGUCACUGCCGGCGGACCGAUUGAAGCAGCUGCUGCUGGAACGGCAGGACGUACAGGUACGAACGGCGUUCGUACAUACACCCGAGUGUGGGGCCCCAGGGGUAGGUAGGUAG
Messenger RNA from Volvox carteri f. nagariensis, 624 nucleotides. RefSeq lists its product as uncharacterized. The coding region runs from base 1 to 624 and encodes 207 amino acids. The transcript is spliced from 5 exons. Lineage: Eukaryota; Viridiplantae; Chlorophyta; Chlorophyceae; Chlamydomonadales; Volvocaceae. The record is from RefSeq and is a predicted model, not a curated record.